AUGGACUCCGUGUACUCCGACAUCGACAGCAACAGCUGCGACUUCUUCCCGCACACCGACGACGAGGACUCCCGCGGCAGCUCGCCUCUCUGCCAGCCGCCCGAGCAGCUGCAGCAGCAGAAGAAGCGGCGCCGCGGCCGCGCCCGCAGCGAGGCCACGGUGCAGGUGGUGAAGAAGAACCGGCGACUGAAGGCCAACGACCGCGAGAGGAACCGCAUGCACAACCUGAACGACGCGCUGGACGCGCUGCGCGGCGUCCUGCCGGCCUUCCCGGAUGAGACCAAGCUCACCAAAAUCGAGACUCUGCGCUUUGCGCACAACUACAUCUGGGCUCUGUCGGAGACCAUCCGCAUCGCCGACCUGCAGGCGGGAAAGCCCGGCGACACUCCGCUACUGGUGAGCCUGGCCGAGGCCCCGAGCCCCGGGAGCGACGCCUGCUCCUGGAGCUCCAGCGGCUCCUCGUCCUCCUCUUCCCCGGCUUACAGCGCCUCCAGUCCGGGCAGCCCCGCCGAGCGGGAGGACUACGCCUACCUGCAGCAGGACGCGCUGUUCGGCCUCCGCAGCUUCGUGCCGGGCAUCUACUGA
This is a messenger RNA of Stegastes partitus (bicolor damselfish), 585 nucleotides long. It is a transcript of the gene neurog1, whose product is annotated as neurogenin 1. The transcript has a single exon. Gene Ontology annotation, cellular component: nucleus. Gene Ontology annotation, molecular function: protein dimerization activity; E-box binding; DNA-binding transcription factor activity, RNA polymerase II-specific. The record is from RefSeq and is a predicted model, not a curated record. Bases 1 to 585 code for a protein of 194 amino acids. Gene Ontology annotation, biological process: axon development; sensory organ development; forebrain development. Lineage: Eukaryota; Metazoa; Chordata; Actinopteri; Pomacentridae.